Molecule: messenger RNA, 2258 nt
Organism: Hippopotamus amphibius kiboko
Lineage: Eukaryota; Metazoa; Chordata; Mammalia; Artiodactyla; Hippopotamidae
Gene: PPP1R15A
Product: protein phosphatase 1 regulatory subunit 15A
Exons: 3
Coding region: 223-2178 (651 amino acids)
Biological process (GO): response to endoplasmic reticulum stress
Cellular component (GO): endoplasmic reticulum; protein phosphatase type 1 complex
Molecular function (GO): protein phosphatase regulator activity
Source: RefSeq, a predicted model, not a curated record
UCCAGGCUGUUUGUUUAUAUGCGUCUCCCUGCGCGAUCCUGCGUCCGUUUGUCGCGACAGCGCUUUCAGCAGCCGGUGACAACUUGAGUCCCCGAGCCCGACGACGGAGGGCGAGAUGAACGCACUGGCCUCCCGAGCCGUCCGAACCUGUGAUCGCUUGUGGCAGCCCCAGCCGGCGCUCCUGCCCUCAGGGUGACGCACAGUCCCGAACCGCCUAGACAGAUGGCCCCAGGCCAAGCGCCCCAUCAGCCUGCCCCCUGGAGGGAUACCCACCCCUUUUUCCUCCUGUCCCCGCUGAUGGGUCUUCUCAGUCGGGCCUGGAGCCGCCUGAGAGGCCCAGGACCUCCAGAGCCCUGGUUGGUGGAAACAGUAACUGGAGCAGAGCAGGGAGAAGCUAAGUCUUCUGCGGCCACUCACCAUGCCCCCUGGGGCAGGCACCCCCAAGAGGAGACUGGAGACACUGGAGCUGCUGAGGAGGAUGGAGAAGCAUCCCAGGGGGCCUGCCCUGACCUGAAAGCUGAGUGUUCUCUUCUGGAAAGCUGGGGACUUUCAGACGAUAAUGAGGAGGAGUAUGGAGGGGAAGAAGCAACCAGUGUCCCUAGAGAGCAGGGAAGUGAAUUUAUGGAUGGCCAGCCUGCUCCCCUGUCCCCCAGCCUUCUGAUAACAUCGCUGCAAGACCUUCCUGAAGAGGAAGAAUCUAAGGAAGAGGUUACUGAAGAUAAGCACGUGAUCACGUUCUCUAUUCCUCUGUCACACUGGGAGUGUUGUCCAGGGGAGGAGGAGGAUGGAGAAGCUGCAAAUAAAGAAGCUCCUAGAACAUCUGCCUCUCCCUUAGCUCUGAGAUCCAAGCCCAGAGCUUGGGUGUGCCGCCCGGUGGGUGGAGACACAGAGGAAGAAAGAACAGAGAAUAAAGCAGCCACGAAGACUUCCAUUUCCCCCUCAUCUGCAGGCUCCCACCUCAGGGCCUGGGAGUGGUGUUCAGGAGAGGAGCCCGAGGAGGAGGAGGAGGACAGAAAGGCUGAGAAAGGAGAAGCUGAGCCAGAGCCACACUCCUCAGUUCUAGCCCAGAGGUCCCCACUCAGGACCUGGCAGCAUGGAUGCAGUAAGAUCACAGAGGAAGAGGAGGAUGAGGACAGUGAUUCAGGAGCAGCUGAGGCUUCCUCUUCCAUCCCACCCACAAGUGCCUUCCUGAGGGCCUGGGUGUAUCGACCAGGAGAGGACACAGAGGAGGAGGAAGAGGAGGAGGAGGAGGACAGUGAUUCAGAAGCAGCUGAAGAGGGGGGAGAAUCUGAGGCUUCCUCUUCCAUCCCACCCACAAGUGCCUUCCUGAGGGCCUGGGUGUAUCGACCAGGAGAGGACACAGAGGAGGAGGAAGAGGAGGAGGAGGAGGAGAGUGAUUCAGAAGCAGCUGAAGAGGAGGGAGAAUCUGAGGUUUUCUCUUCCAUCCCUCCCACAAGUGCCUUCCUGAGGGCCUGGGUGUAUCGACCAGGAGAAGACACAGAGGAGGAAGAGGAGGAGGAGGAUGAGAACGAGGACGAAGAUGAUGAAUCAGAAGCAGCCGACUUGGGACCAAGUCCCCCCCUUCAGGGCCAGAGUGCCCUCCUCAGGGACUGGAUGCAUCAGCCUGGAGGGGAAACAGAGGGACGGGAAGCUGCUGUGGAGUGGGAAGAAACUGAGCCCUGCCCCUUCCGAGUGGCCAUCUAUUUACCUGGAGAGAAGCCGCCACCUCCCUGGUCUCCUCCUCGGCUGCCCCUCCGACUACAGAGGCGGCUCAAGUCUGCAGAGACGCCCACCAGCCAUCAGGACCCUGAGCCUCCCCUAAAGACCAGAAAGGUGCACUUCUCUGAGAAGGUCUCCGUUCACCUCCUGGCUGUCUGGGCAGGACCGGCCCAGGCUGCCCGCAGAGGCCCCUGGGAGCAGUUCGCCCGGGAUCGCAGCCGCUUCGCACGACGCAUCGCCCAGGCCCAAGAGGAGCUGGGCCCCUACCUCACCCCUGCCGCCCGGGCCAGAGCCUGGGCACGUCUUGGGAACCCUCCCACUUCUCUGGCCACCAUAGCUGCCCCUACCCAGACCUUACCAAUGUCCCCCAUCCAGGCCACGCCCUUGAACCAUGCUCUGGUUUCUUCCUCCCCUCCUUGUGUGUCUCCUUGCCUGGACCUCACUGGGAGGCGUGGCUAAUAUGAAGUUGUUUUCAUGUUGUUAACUAUUUAUUUUUUUUAAGUGUUGGUUUAUAUAAGGAAUAAAGCUUUUUGUAGUGA